Messenger RNA from Amoebophrya sp. A25, 7009 nucleotides. Lineage: Eukaryota; Dinophyceae; Syndiniales; Amoebophryaceae. The record is from the annotation of a GenBank genome assembly.
GAGCAACACCGAGCUUGCUGUCCGUUGCUGUGUAUCAUCCUCGAGUCUUAACAUCAUCUUUUCUGUCCUCCCAUGACCCAACGAUGUACUGAAACUGACAUCAACUCAGUUAUAUGGACUAUCAAUCGCAGACCCGUUUAUGGUUUAUGAGAAAACCCUUCGCAAAAACGAACUCUAGUCGCCCAAAUUUUCUUGCUUUUACUUUAUCGCUUCUCUUCCCGCAUUUUUAGAUUUAGGUUAACUGAGAUCUCUAUCAAUUCGGUGUGUAAGUAAAUAGUCGUAAAAGUGUACUUGAGUAGGCUUUCGUCGCAAAGUAAAGUAAGGUUCAAUUGUCCAUUGUUGUUCCCGCGUAUUUUCUACUUGCGUAGAGGUCCCGUGUAAACAAACGAGAUGCAAAAUAGUUCAGCAAUUAGUUGUCCGUCGGUUCUGUGAAUAUUUCUUGUAACUCUCGAAAUUAAUUUUUGUGUAAUCUGAGCUCCAUCUCUGUCAUUGCGCAGUUUAGCAAUACACGUGAAUUCUCACGAUUUCCUCCAACAAUAAAUACAUUGAAAGAAUCAACUGAUAGCCGAAGGCGCGGUCUUGUUUCGCCUGAUUUAGUGGAAAUUGAGAAUAUCGGGUACCACUGUGAUUCGUGAUACGAAGUUUGAAAGAAUGUUAUCGCGCGGCAUCGCGCACUUUUAUCCGCGCUCUGCGCACUUUAAUACCCCGAGGGUUGCUUCCUACUGAAGUAAAUUUUUUUACAACUAGGGCGUAGAGGACGAAACUUUGCGAGUGCGCUUUGUAUUCGAGUAUCGUACAAAACGGCGGUUUAGAGGACUAAGCAUUAGCCAUUCGACGUGAGUUUGCGCGCACAUACAACAGGCCACCGCGUCGAAGAGCGGUCUUUAAGACGAGGCAUCCUUCUCUCUUCCACAGAUGUCAACAAUUAUGUCGAGUGAAGGGUUAGGAGCACCGCUGCGGCAGACGACCGCAGUAGUCGUUCGCGUAGCUCCACUCAAGGAUCCGGAUAUUUGCAAGGCCGGCGGAGCAGAUAGCGGCUUAUUUUUACCACUAUUCGGUGAAGAUGAGAACGAUUGGGAUAUCAAUUUGCGCCAAUUCCUUUACCUCAUAGGCACACUCUGGUGCUUUAUGGGAGUCGCGAUUGUCGCUGAUGUUUUCAUGGUACUAAAGUUGCAAGAGGCAAUUCAUUGUCAUUGAUUGAACUACUAGAGGGACCUGAGAUAAGUACCUCCGCGGGAAUCAUUGUGGGUGGCACAACACACCCCAUGGAUGGGCACACUAUCCACUAUCAACCUUUUCACCUCAUACCCCAUGAAUAAAGGGCAUAUUAUCCACCAUCAACCUUUUUACACCAGGGCGCAAUCGAAAAAGUGACUAGCGUGAAGCGAACCAUCACGGACCCAAAGACUGGCAGGACAACAACCGUGAAAAUAUGGAACGAUACGGUUGCAAACCUAACGCUCAUGGUAUAUUUAGCGCUCAUUUGUUUUGAGCAUGUAACACAGAUGCAAAUUUAACGCUCAUUGUAAAUUUUUAACACAAGCCAACUGCGAAUUUAGCGCCCAUGGUAUUAACAUGAAAUGUCGAACAGAAUUGACUAUUCGAAAUCUUGAAUUAUGCGAGUAGCUAAUUGAAAUAUCCGAGUGUCGUAGAAGGUUAUUCUCUGGGGUACUCGGUUAUUCCAGUUUUUCGAAUACACAGUUACACUUUUAUAACGCUCAUUGUAGAAGACGGAAGUUUAAACAUCUAGAAACAACUCGCCAACACAGGCACUAGGAUCUUCAGCGCCGGAGAUCUUGUUGUCGGUCAUCGAGCUCUUCAGCAACGACUUCCACUCCGGAGCUCUCGGGCCGUCCACUAUUGUUGGCUCGGCAGCUUUCAACCUUUUGGUCAUUAUCGCAGUCUGUGUCCUAGCGAUACCUGAUGGCGAAAUCCGAAAGAUCAAGGAUCUCGGAGUCUUCGCAAUUACGGCCUUCUGCUCCGUUUGGGCGUAUUUAUAUACAUCGUUUUGUUCGACUCUUCACUCUAGUUGUAUUCUUGCUUUUAGAAGAAUAAGUAGAUGACUUGUUGCAAGCUCAGCAAGAUUUUUCCUCCCCAAAAAAUCGAUUAAUGGUUCAUUCUACAAGUAGAAAGAUGAAAACCUAAAGUGCUUUCCUAUUUUACAACUACAACUUUUUCAGGUACAUUUGGCUCUUGCUGAUUUUAGUGUGGGUCUCCGAAGACGUAGUCGAACCAUGGGAAGGUGUCAUAAGUUUUAUGUAUUUUCCGGUUCUGGUCGUAACAGCAUAUCUUGCCGAUAUAGGCGUCAUCUGCAAGAGAAGUGCGGUAUCCUCAACCGUUAUUGCAGCACAAGACCUUUCUAAGGAGGAGCUCGCAGAACUCGUACUACUUCUAUAUAGUUCGCUUUCUUGUUGGUAUAGACUUCAACUUAUGACAGACAGAAAAAAUCUUCACGAAAGUGUAGUUGAUGUAGUUGUUGAAGAUGUUUACACCAACCCUUUUCUGAAGACAUAUCACCUAUAAUUUGGAAUGAAUUAGAAUUUGGAUAUUCUUGUCUUCAUGUUGAUCGAGAAAAAAGGUACUUUCACAUGUUUGAUAAAUUUUGUGACCUCGUCCGAAGCUUUUCUUGUGCAUUAAUCUUGCGUUCAGGCCAUGCGCAUCCAAAAGAGGCACGGAUCAGCGCAGCUCUCUGAAGAACAGAUGGCGCGUUUAAUGCAAGUAGAGACCGCGUCGAAGUCGCGAGCAGCGCGACGAAUAGCAGCGACGCGUGGAAAAUUAGCAGGAGGUGCAAUCGGCCCGGACAAGGAAGUUGCCUCCGCGAAAACAAAAAUGUCAGUAGUCACGCCUGCAGCUGAUGACGCGGAAGGCGAAACUAUUGCAGAAAUAGGCUUUCUAGAAGGUACUUCCAAUUAUUAGAUAUAAUAAACCCGCUCCCGCCUAGCUACGACAUUCAUAUUUUUGUUUGCAUUCGCAGCAUGACUUGCUACUUGGUGCUUCUGCUCUCUCUUUAUCAUAACAUCGAAUUCAUGCGUACACUUUCUUUUUUUAAUCUUGUUGUUCACCAUCAUCGCGUACACUUGCUUAUUAAUCAUGAAUCUUCACAAAUGACAGGCUGCAUCUACGCGGUGCUUGAGGGCGGCGGCGCAGUGCAGCUGGUCGUGUCGCGAACGAGCAACGAAGGGCGGGCGACAAUUGACUUCGCAACUAGGGAUGGCGAUGCGAAGCAACCAGAGGACUACAUUGCAACCAAGGGCACGCUAGUCUUCGAACACGGAGAAACUGAAAAAACAAUAUCUGUGCCAAUUGUCGAUGACGACAAAUACGAGGAGGACAAGAAAUUCUAUGUUGACCUAACCAACUUCGUCGAGCCCCCAGGCGUCAAGUACAACGUCCCAAAAGAAUACUCAACAGCAACGGUAAUUUUAUCGACGAGUUUUUCUUGUCAUGUGAACAUUUAGAUUCUUGACUAUGAAGAUCAAGACAGAACAUUAUGCAUUGGUUUGCGACGAUUCUCGUAAAAAGUCUGAAGAUGGGCCACCUGUGAUAUAUACGUUUACUCAAUAACGCGAUGAUCAUCCCAAGACUAACCUUGGUUUCGAAUCUGUAUGUUUUUGACGAACAGGUGACAAUCAUCGACGACGAUCUGCCCGGCGUGAUCAUGUUCGAAUUUGAGACGCUAUCGAUAAGCGAAUCGAAGGAGGACGCAACACAUAAAGUCCACGUUCUUAGAAAGAACGGUAGUACCGGAGAAAUAUCGUGCCAGUUCACCACAGAAGAAGAUAGCGCCACGAAGGAUAUGGAUUACGUGCACACUGAAGGUAAAAAUCAUAUUUGAAAGAGAUUGAACAUUUUGUUUGACGUUCUGGGCGCGUGAAUUAUUCUAUUAUGUUGCGCCGUAGCAUUGCAGAGUAGUUGAUGCAUUCAAGUUUGUCUCUAUUUUGCAUACUUGGAUUUUUAUCACACUACACAGGCAUGCUGACCUUCGCACACAACGAGCGAGAGAAGGUGAUUCCGAUUCGGGUCAUGGCCCGCGGUCGAUACGAGAGUCUAGAGAAGUUUAGAAUUAUCUUGUCGGACGUGGCCGGUGGGGCGAAGUUUGACGUGAACACUGACGGCGGAGAGGACACUGCGGUGUGCACGAUCUCGCUAUGCCCGGAAGAAAAGCAGAAGCGCUUCAUCGACGGUGCGGGCGCCUUGUUGAGGGUGAACAAGGACAAGAUGAGUGUCGGACACGCAAACUACAAAGAGCAAUUUAUUAGCGCCAUCUACGUGAACGGGUCACCAGAAGAGCAAGCGGAAGCCUCAACGUCGGACUGGAUCAUCCAUUUCAUCACCGUGUUCUGGAAGGUGCUCUUCGCGUGCAUCCCACCAACGGACUAUGCAAACGGAUGGGUAUUUUUCAUUUUCAUAUGAGAACGAUUCAUAUUCAGUGAGUAAGUACUUGACGAUGUUAGUCUUCUUGCAUGUUGUGAAGUGACUAGUACUUUUUCCAGCCCAUUGCUUCUCUCCAGCUAAGAACGAGUAACCGUUCACAUGUGGUUGACCGCAAUCGAGCAAUUUUUUUUCGAUGUAUGAAUUCUUUUCCGCUGUAAAUCCCAUGAUCAUCAAGCAAUGUCCCCUAGGUAUGUUUUUUCUCGUCGCUUGCCAUGAUCGGAGUGGUAACUGCGAUUAUCGGAGACAUAGCAGCAAUGCUUGGAUGCGUUCUCAACAUCCCAUCCUCGAUAACCGCUAUCACUUUUGUUGCCUUGGGUACAAGUCUCCCAGAUUUGUUCGCCUCUAAGGCAUCUGCAGAACAGGAUCCAUAUGCGGAUGCCUCAGUUGGCAACGUCACAGGAAGCAACUCCGUCAACGUAGAAUUUAUUUCUUCGAAAUUCUUGUUGUAGAAAAGGGAAAACACUGUGCUUUUAGUACACAGAUAAUACUCGAGCGCAUAAAAAUCAAAAAACGUCCUUACGGUAAACAAACCAGACUACUAAGAACAAUAAGAUAGAUGGAAUCAGCUUAGUACGCUGAACACGAAAUUGUAAGUAAGCGAGUAAAAAGUUAUUGUUUUGAAAUAAUGAAUAAUUAGGUAUUCUUGGGUUUGGGUUUGCCCUGGAUGAUUGGUGCGUUUUACUGGCAGUCCGAGGGCCGAACACCAGAUUGGGAGAACACUAUCCUGCAAAAGAAGGCGAGUCUUCUUACGCGAUCGGACCUUAAGGAUGGUGGCUUCGUCGUCGUCGCAGGUACCAUGCUGUCUUGAAAUAAAUGAGAACCACAAUUCGAAUUAGAUAUACACUGUCCGGUGGAAAAGUGAGUUGUUGCUCCCAUUGUUGAAUGAUUUGUGAAUAAUUAAUGUAACUGCUUGCGCUUAGACGCAUUUCUUGAUCCUGAUACUCUCUGCAGGUUCAUUGGGAUACUCGGUGAUGAUUUUCACGAUAUGCGCAUUAGCAUGCAUCGCUACUCUGAUCGUCCGAAGAUCCGUCUAUGGCGGAGAGCUAGGUGGUCCGAAAGUGCCCAAGGUAUCUGGCUUUGUCUACUUUAGUGUUGUGCGGCAUGACUCGUCUAAGCUGAUGCUUUUUAGGUCAAUAACAAAUAUCGAUAUUUGAGUUUUUGAUAGCUGGAUGUUGUUGUAGAACUAGUUCUAUUCAACUACUUUAUCAAAUUUUUUGCCACUUUUCCCAACGUCAAUCUACCCCUCGACUUUCAAAUUUUCACAGAUUGGUACGGCAGCCUUCUUCGUGGGACUGUGGGGUCUCUACAUCCUCUUGAGCUCGCUCAAAGCCCUCGACGACGAGUGAUGAAGAAUCAAAAGUUUCUCUAAUACCCUGAAAAAAUCUCAGAGCACAUGAAAAGAAAAAUGAACGAGACAUUGAUAAUAUGUCACUGGUGACCGUCAACAUUUUUAUAGCUUCACGAGACCUUAUUCUGAUAGCAACUUUGAUAGAUUGUGAGCACGGCGUUUUACAUUACAAAAAGCAAUUUCCACACAUUGAUAAUGAGAACAUCAGCAUAGACAGUGCUUGAGUCAACAAGGCUUAAGUGAACAAGUAGUUCCGAAUUCUACAAGUAUUGUAUAGUACUGUUAGAGGUUCAUGGCCAGAGCAUGAACGAGAUCUUACGCACAUCGAAAAUAUAAUGCAUGGUCGGGGAAAAACGAAAUUUCCCCAAAAGAACAUGACGCAGCAACCCUCAUCGGCUUCGCGCUUUUUUAUCCUGGUCAUUUAUGAAUGUAUCGAGUUUUCCAUCUGCAACGAAUACAAAAUGGAUUAGAAAUAGAGGCAGUAUUUGGCACAUGAAAAAAUUAGAGUUUUCCAAACUCAAAAAAACGGUAAUAUCAUUUAGUUUGCGAUUACAAAUCGAGAUAUUGAUACGCUGCCCGUCGCGCAGUGGCACCGUUGUAGACAGUUGUUUCUAAUAAGUUGUGAAUUUUACGGAGCAACGUUGUAAGUAUUUGCAACAAGGGGCUUUCAGUUCUACCUUGGGCGGGGCUAGUUUUUCAUUGGGCUUGUUCUACCUAGAUAAGAUAUUUUACGCACUAAUCAUUAGGGACCAAGUUUCGCAUCGAUCUUCCCUUGUUUGAUGGUACUGUUAACCUUGAAAUUAGCUCCUGUGCUUGGAAGACAAUACCCGGACUCCCGUUGUGUACAACGGAGAUCAUACUUACACUUUCGCAGUUCAUACUUAUGCCUGUUAUAAUAUUGUCAAACGAAUAGCUCCAUAUUUUCAACUUGUUCAUGCUUGUCUGAUGCGGUAUCACUAAAAACGUGCUGAUGAAAGGCUGCAUUUAGGGGUUGGAUAAACUUUGCACUUCGUAACUCACAUUCUAACCAUGAUCAACAAAACGACCACGCUAGAAAACAAAAUGAACGAACAGGAAAUAAGCGACAUUUAAUAAAACCUUCGCAAGAUCAUUAGUGUGUCACUUUUGACGCCGUAGAGAUAGCCGGACAUGAACGCAACUCGCAGCUGUGUAUACCAUCAGCAACAUCUCGCUGAGAUCAUUUACAAAUUGAAAAGGAACCUGGAC